Messenger RNA from Nycticebus coucang (slow loris), 1787 nucleotides. It is a transcript of the gene STAP1, whose product is annotated as signal transducing adaptor family member 1. NCBI's taxonomy places the organism in Eukaryota, Metazoa, Chordata, Mammalia, Primates, Lorisidae. The transcript has 10 exons. Gene Ontology annotation, molecular function: signaling adaptor activity; protein kinase binding. Gene Ontology annotation, biological process: cell surface receptor protein tyrosine kinase signaling pathway; positive regulation of B cell receptor signaling pathway. The record is from RefSeq and is a predicted model, not a curated record. Bases 69 to 1007 code for a protein of 312 amino acids.
AGGGAGAUUUUUUUUUUUGUUUAAAAGUGGAUAUAGUUAAAACCAAACCACAUACCAAAAAGAGAGGGAUGAUGGCUAACAAACCCCCGAAACCAGCCCCUCGCAGGAUCUUCCAGGAAAGGUUAAAGAUUACUGCUUUGCCCUUGUACUUUGAAGGUUUUUUGUUAGUCAAGCGGUCAGGAUACCAGGAGUAUAAACAUUAUUGGACAGAGUUGAGAGGAACUACACUUUUCUUUUACACUGACAAAAAAAGUACAAUAUAUUUGGACAAAUUAGACUUAAUAGACCUCACACAUCUCACUGAUCAGAGUUCAACUGAAAAGAAUUGUGCAGAACUCACCCUUGUUUUGCCAAAAGAGGAAGUGCAACUGAAGACAGAGAACACAGAAAGUGGGGAGGAAUGGAGAGGUUUCAUUCUUACCAUAACAGAGCUGUCAGUUCCCCAACAUAUGUCACUCCUACCUGGCCAAGUAAUUAGGCUGCAUGAGGUCCUUGAGAGAGAAAAGAAAAGGAGGACUGAGGCAGAACAACUACCCAGCACGUCUGUGGACAAAGAGAAGGAACCAGCGGAGGAUGAGACGCUGGACCUGAUGCCAGUAUGUUUUUAUGCAGUGUCCCGGAAAGAAGCAACUGAGAUGCUUGAGAAGAACCCUUCGCUGGGAAAUAUGAUUCUGAGGCCUGGCAGUGACCAUAGAAACUACUCCAUCACUAUCAGGCAGGAGAUAGACAUACCAAGAAUCAAGCACUACAAAGUGACAAGCACAGGGAAAAACUACACCAUUGAACUGGAGAAACCUGUGACACUUCCAAACCUUUUCUGCGUCAUUGAUUAUUUUUUGAAAGAGACUGGAGGAAAUUUAAGACCAUUUAUAUAUUCAACUCUUGCUUUCUUUCUGACCCAGGAGGCGGAGGCGGGUAUAUCACUUGAGCCCAGGAAUCUGAUCAAACUGGGCAACACACCACCCACACUGAAGGCCAAGAACCCAACAUGGAAGGGACAAGUGUGAAGUUGGAAGAAAAACCCACACAUCACAUGAUAUAAAAUGAGAAAAGUGCUCCUUCGUGUAUCUUGGUAACUUUAUUUUCAAAAGAUCUUACUUUUAGAGAAUUACCUCUAUAAUCCUGAUCCUGAUUACCAAGUCGUUCACCUGAAUACCAGAAUUGAAACAUUGUAGCAUAAAAUUUCAUUAUCUAAUCAGAAUGAAAUCAAUUCACUGGCAAACCAGACUCUGGUGUGGAGGUGACUCCUAGGGUAUGUGUUCCCAGGCAUGGAGUUUUACUUUCCUAUGCUUCGAUUAUUAACUACAUUUCCUUUAUACAACUUCCACAGCAGAUUCUCUAGUUUUCCUAAAUCCUACCAAUUCCAAUAAAACCUCACUAGGUUUUGUUAAAAUCUGAUUUGACCAGUGUAUCAAAUAUAAUUUUGACUAUCAAAAUGGAAGCUAGAGACAGGAAAUAUACUUGGCAUAAAAUUUCUAUUGGAAAAGGACUUCUCCAUGUUUUUUUGUUACUGGUAAUAAAUGAAAUUUACCCACUUGCAUGUUGUUCUCUGAUAUCUUUUUGCUAGACAAAAUCAACCCAUAACUCCUUCCAAAGAUGACAAAAGGCUACAUCAUCACCUUCAUUCACAAGUACAAUAUAGUAUGAGCCUGAUAUAAACACCCAGAGUUUCUUAAAAACACUAAUCCCUCAGGCACGGACUACAUGUACUCAAAAAUCCCAGGGAUAUUUUUUAAAUGUCUGUAUUGUUUUCAUUAUUGUUUUAGAGACAGUGUCUCACUGUUGCC